Messenger RNA from Drosophila kikkawai, 4899 nucleotides. RefSeq names its product tyrosine-protein kinase hopscotch (gene hop). Lineage: Eukaryota; Metazoa; Arthropoda; Insecta; Diptera; Drosophilidae. Gene Ontology annotation, cellular component: cytoskeleton; cytosol. Gene Ontology annotation, molecular function: ATP binding; non-membrane spanning protein tyrosine kinase activity; cytokine receptor binding. Gene Ontology annotation, biological process: cytokine-mediated signaling pathway; protein phosphorylation; cell surface receptor signaling pathway via JAK-STAT. The record is from RefSeq and is a predicted model, not a curated record.
GGUCACACUAGAAUGUUUUUUUUUUUAUUAUUUGUUAAAACGAAGAUUUGUGCGUAGUGUCUAGCUUCUACUUAGCCCAGCUUCUCGGUCGUAGCUUAGAUUAGCUUCUGCCCCGAACGGAUCGCGAUAAUAAUAAAGCUGCGCCACCUACGGCGACGGCGGCGCCAGCGGCAGGGGCAGCAGCAGCGGCUGAAAGUUUUUUUUUUAUGAGCUACGAAUCUCGGAUCUAAGGUUGCCUUUUCGGUUUCUAAUUUCCAUACAAUAAGUUGUUUGCCAACCGCGAGCCGCAUCGGAUGAGCCGGCGGAAUACACCGCCUCCCAAAAGGAAGAACCAAGGAUCCACCAGCCAAGUGCAGCCAAGGAAUUGAGGAGAAACCACAGUUGCACUUACACACACAUAUAUAUAUACACACACACACAAAGUAAGCAACACAAAUAAAGUUGAAGAAGGAACAGGAUCAACAAAAUGGACGACUGCAGCAGCGGACGGACCUCGCUGGCGGAUAGCGCCAGCCUGACCAACGCCUCCAUGCGCAGCGGUGCCUCCUCCUCGCAGAGCGUCAACACCAACGACGGCACCAUUCGGGUGUGGAACUACAAGUCCAAUGAUUACGAGCAUUUCUAUCCCACAAUGACCUGCGAGGAUAUACGGACCGCAAUGUGCCGCCUCCUGGGUAUUGCCCCGACCGCCCAGCUUCUGUAUGGCAUACGUGAGCACGCGACAUCGCGCCGUCCAAGUCCACUGGUGCGACUCGAUCUCACCUGGGUGAUGCCCGGCGAACGGCUGCACUGCCAGCUGACCUACUGCUUCCGGAUGAGAUUCCGGGUGCCGGAAUUGGACAGCCAACUGGACGUGAUUGAUUUGAGGAGCCAUGACUUCCUCUACUCGCAGAUGCGCUACGAUUUGCUUCACGAACUGAUCUCGGAGAUCAAGUAUCCCGACAACAAGGACAAGUCCACGGGACUGGCCGUCAUAGACAUGAUGGUCGACAGGCUUGAGCAGUCGCCGGAGGAGCAACUGGAGCGUUCUAUUGAGAAAAACUACAAGAUGUAUUUACCGCCCAGUUUGUGGCGAGCGCACAGCUUCUUUGUGGGCAACAAGAUCCGCGAGGUGUUUCGCAAUCUGAGCGCCAACUCGCCGAGCUUGGAGCGCCUGAAGUGGCACUAUGUCCAUCAGGUGUCCCAUCUGGCGCCCACCUACAUGACCGAACAGUACACCGUUACCGUUCAGUGUCUGCCCAACGAGGAUCUACCGAUGGGCGGCGGUGUCUUUGGCAGCGGCCAUCUCAGGAGCGUUGUGAGCAGCUCAACAUCCACGCUGGCCAGCACCGAAUCCUCCAGCACGGUAUCCACACUGACAACGAAUAAUCCCAAUAAUCCCUCGACCAAUGGCGGCUCCCCCAAUGCCAGCAUCAGUGGCAGCAGCGGCAAGAAAAGCAAGCGACGCACCACCAGCACCACAGGGAUCGAUGUCUAUGUCCGGGUCUUUCCACACGACUCGGCGGAGCCGGGCCUCAAGGUGGCCAGGGUGACGUCCGAGGCGACACUUAAGUGGAUACUUUUGGGCAGAAUAGAGGACAUUUUCAUGAUCUCGAAAAUUAACAGCACCAAUGUACGGCUCGAGGUUGUGGGCCUGCCCAAGGGCUAUGAGAUGCAAUUCCAGAACGAGAAGGAGAUGAAGUCCUUCAUUUCCUAUUUGAGCAUAUACAAAAGAAUGUCCUCAAAGUGGAUGCAGGACUUGUGCCAUUCGUAUCGAACGCCCAGCUUGGCGGAGCUGGACUCGCUCCACUGCCACGGACCCAUCGGCGGUGCCUAUUCGCUGAUGAAGCUGCACGAGCAUAACAACAAGUGCGGCAGCUAUAUCAUACGUGAGUGCGAUCGCGAGUACAACGUCUACUACAUUGAUAUCAUAACCAAGAUCAUUGGCAAGGACACACCGCACCAGCGUUGCAAGACAGAGACAUUUCGUAUCGUUCGCAAGGACUCGCAGUGGAAGCUGAACAUCAACAACAACGAGCACACCUUGAAUUCGCCCGAGGAAGUGGCACGCUUCAUUCAGGCGGAGGUAACCGAACGCAUCAGGAUACCCGCCUCCAUGUAUGACACGCCGCCCCUGCUGCUCCUGCUGCUGCCAAAGAACUUAAAGGCCAAAAAGACUGACUUGCAGCUGAGCGAAGCGGAGCUGCAGCGACGCAAUCCCCAGAUCUUUAAUCCCAAAACGGAUCUACAAUGGUAUCCAGAUUCCAUUUCGCUCGGCGAUGACGGCAUGAUGUUUACAAUGCGUGGGGACUGGAUCCAGCAGAGUCCCGUCAAAGAUGUCUCCGUGACGAUGAAGAUGAUGAAAAGCGAUGGCAACUUUAUGGAAUUCUUUCGUUUGGCCCAAAGCUGGACCCUCAUCCAGUCGCCGCAGUUCCUUAAGCUGUACGGCCUCACCCUCUCGGAUCCGUACACCAUGGUCAUGGAGUAUCCGCGCUACGGAGCUCUGAAUAAGUUCCUCUACACCACCCGCGACAUCAGCAUGGAUUGCCUGCUGGAUCUGAUGCAGGGUUUGGUGCGCGGCAUGCAUUACCUGGAGGACAACAAGAUCAUACACAACUACAUACGUUGCAGUAAUCUUUAUGUGACCAAAUAUGAUCCUGGAUCCGGUGGUAGGGAGCCGGUUUUAGAUGCCAAGAUCAGUGAUCCGGGUUACCCGCGUCCCUACCGGGAAUCGGACUCCCCCUGGAUACCCACCAAAUACUAUAGGAAUCUGCAGGCGGCCAAAAAGGAUUUGGCCACCCAGCUGUGGGCCUUUGCCACCACCACCUAUGAGAUCUUCACGCGCUGCCGUAAGGAUUUGCGCCAGCUGACGCAGGCAGAUCUCCAGCGGCAGCGACUACUCGAUGGCAAUAUCCUGCCGCUGCUCGAUCCGGACAUUUGUCCGCCGCCCAUAUUCGAGACCAUUAUGGAUGGCUGGAGCGAGGAUCCGACCAAGCGAUUCAAGCAUCAUGACAUCUUCUCCCGCCUUGUCAGCAUCAAGUCGAUACUGAAGGGCGGAGCCUAUCAUACCCCCUCCCUGGCCAUGAAUGGAACUGGCGAGGCGGAGGAUGGCGAAAGCGUCCAUGAGCUGCACGUGGACAAUAUCUUCCCCAGUGCCGACAUGUUAAUGGUUGUGGAGCUAAACGACUGCCGGCUGCUGUACUGCGAAAGCGACAAGAUCGGGGAGGGUAAUUUCGGUGUGGUUUAUCGCGGUCACCUGGAGUAUUAUGACAAGGAACGGCCACGGGAGCGGGUAGCCGUCAAGAAACUGAAGGCCAUGCAGGUAUCCAUGAACGAUUUCAAGCGCGAAAUGCAGAUCAUGCGCACGCUGGAUCAUCCGAAUGUCGUCAAGUUCAAGUACUGGUCGGAGUCGCUCACCUCCAUUGUGAUGGAGUUCCUGUUCGCUUCCUUCAAGACGUAUCUGGGCUUGGAGUCGCCAAAACUCAACAAUGCACGUCUCAUUGGCUACGCGCUGGACAUCGCACACGGCAUGAAGUACUUGUCCGACAUGGGCCUGAUCCAUCGGGACCUGUCCACCCGCAACGUUCUGGUCGAUCGCACCAGCGGCAAAGAUUGCCUAAAAAUCUCAGACUUUGGCCUGGCGCAGUUUGCCAAUUCCGAUGGAUAUUACUUAGCCCAGAACAAUCGGGAGCUGCCCAUAAUGUGGUAUUCACCCGAGGCCCUUGCCACAAACAAAUUCUCAUCGUACUCGGACGUCUGGAGCUAUGGCGUCACUCUUUUUGAGACAUUCUCCAUUGGGGGAGAACCCAUUUUGGAGCCGGUGGAGCCGUCAGAAACGUUCCUAAAUCGCCUGCUGAGGGGCGACCGCUUACCUCGACCUAGUACGAACUGCCCCGAGUUCAUUUACGACCUGAUGCUCAUGUGCUGGCAUAUCACGCCCAAAUCCCGGCCCAGCUUCGCCACCAUUGUGGAGUUAAUCUCGCGAGAGGUGGGCGUCAAUGUCUUUCCGCUGGGGGACCAACAACAGCCGCAUCCACAUCAACAGUUGCCUCCAAAUAUGGAAGGAGGUGGGGAAUAGUAACGCAGGGCACAUGGGGUUAAAGGUGUUUUAAACACAGCGGAAUGAUGAUACACACACGCGUAUAUAUAUAUAGUUAGAAGUUAGGUAAUUUUUUAAGCUGUUAGCAUUUGUAACUGUAUGUUUUUAAAACACAGAACCCAACACCCACUUGACCAUCCAUCAGCAGACGACCUUUGCUCUGGCCUUUCUCUUGGAUUAGUUUUUAUUUUUGUGCUAAAAAAAACCCCCCUUCUUCUUCUCUUGACUAAGUGCAGGGCGCCCCCUCCCCCCUUGGCUUUAUAUAUAAACAUUUAUAUGUAAUAUAAACAAAAAAUUCUCAACUAUUAUUGUGUUAUAUACAAAAAUAUUUUAGCCGACUUUGUUAAAUAUUGUUAAGCUUGAGCUUAAUUUUUUUUGUGCAUUUAUUCAACCGAAAACGCAAAGCAAAACAUUUUAAAGGUGUAAAUAAUAUAAUAAGAAAAAAAUAUAUUUUAAAUUUUUAAGAUAAAUCUAAUUUAAAAAAAGAAAGAAAAAAAACUAAAACUAUAAAAAAAAACAACAUAUGUGCACAUAUAGUUCUAAGGUAAAUGUCAAUUAAAGUUGAUGAAAUGCCAUUUUUUAACCUACAAAAUACUUUGAAACAAAAACGAAUUAUAUAUAUACACAUUUACAUACUAUAUACACAAUAUAUUUACAUAAAUGCUGAUCAAGCAGCACUAUACAAGCGCCGGAUUAUGCACAACCAACCAGACACAGAGCAGCGCAGGCACAAUAACUUAUUAUUAUUGAUGUGUUUUCAACGAGAAGCGGAUAUUUGUCCGGCAAAAUAAAUCAAUUUUCUUACGUGUUUAAAUGUGCAA